AUGCGCAAUUAUCUCUCCAUCGCCGUCCUCCUAGCAGGUAACAUGGCCAUGGGUCAGCUAGACGCAUGUCCGCCAGAAUCACGUCCGAAGGCGUUGGUCUACCGUAAACCAGCUGCUUGUAAUGGCUGUCCGGAAUCAGUGGCUGCGCUUCUCCGAUCUUCCUCUUCUCACUUUGAUGUUCAGUAUGCGGGCCCCAAUGAGAACAUAGAUGUCAAGGAAGAAACAUUGCGGGAAGUUCAGCUUUACGCUCAGCCAGGGGGUGGCAGUCUUAAACCAGCAUGGGAUCAUACAAAGAAAUACAAAAAAGCCAUUCGUGAUUUUGUUGCGCGCGGGGGCCGAUAUGCCGGGUUCUGCGUUGGGGCAUACAUGGCAGGCAACAGCCCUGACUUCGAUACUCCAGGCUUCGAUAUUCUCCCUCCCCGCUCUAUUACAGGCGAAGAAAUUGUUCAGCCAGGGGCGCAGGUAAAAAACUCCCGAAACACUAUAAUUCAGGUGAACUGGCACUUUCAAACAGGCCCGGAAAUGGGCGAGCUACAGAGCGGCCGUUGGUUGUUCUUCCAGGAUGGAGCAGUUAUAGAAUUACCGCAAAAUGCGUCUGCCAUCAUCCUAGGAACGUACUUAAGCAACAAUAACAUUGCUGCUUCGGUCACACCCUUUGGGAAUGUGUGGGUGGGGGUUGUCGGUCCUCGCCCAGAGGCUGAUGGAAGUUGGUAUAGGCCAUAUGAUUUGAUUAACCCAGAUGGUAUACGAUUUGAUAUUGGGUAUGACUUUGUGGAGACCAUCAUGGCUCAAUCGAGCGAAUAG
Messenger RNA from Penicillium lagena, 804 nucleotides. RefSeq lists its product as uncharacterized. The coding region runs from base 1 to 804 and encodes 267 amino acids. Lineage: Eukaryota; Fungi; Ascomycota; Eurotiomycetes; Eurotiales; Aspergillaceae. The transcript has 3 exons. The record is from RefSeq and is a predicted model, not a curated record.